Poecilia reticulata (guppy) is the source of this 425-nucleotide messenger RNA. The record is from RefSeq and is a predicted model, not a curated record. Lineage: Eukaryota; Metazoa; Chordata; Actinopteri; Cyprinodontiformes; Poeciliidae.
ACACUGACUUUAGGCAUAUAUUUACUUCAUCUUGAGCUCAGGAAAACACUUGUGCUGUACUUUCAUCAUCAAGCCAAAAUGAGUGAUCCAAACCAAGAAAAGAAAAAACAUGAGGAGGAAUCAGGAUCAGGAUCUGAAGGAGAGGAAGGAAAGAAAGAAGGAAAGGGGAAAGGUCACGGACAUGGUCAUGGAAAAGACGGACAUGGUCAUGGAAAAGACGGACACGGUCAUGGAAAAGAUGGAAAAGAUGGAAAAGAGGGACAUGGUCAUGGUCAUGGAGGAAAAGGAAGCGGAAGAGGUGGCAAGUGAAAGAGACCACUGAGGCGACCCUAAAUAAAAUGAUGAAAAGUCAUUAUUUUUGUCAAAAAGAUUAAUGUAUGAUUGAUUGUAUUGCAUUCUUCAUUAAAUAAUCUACAAAAUAAGAA